Messenger RNA from Peromyscus californicus insignis, 2941 nucleotides. RefSeq names its product nudix hydrolase 6 (gene Nudt6). NCBI's taxonomy places the organism in Eukaryota, Metazoa, Chordata, Mammalia, Rodentia, Cricetidae. The record is from RefSeq and is a predicted model, not a curated record. Gene Ontology annotation, molecular function: ADP-ribose diphosphatase activity; NAD binding; NADH pyrophosphatase activity. Bases 44 to 985 code for a protein of 313 amino acids. The transcript has 7 exons.
GCGAACAGGCUCCUCCCGAGCGUCGGAAAGGCUAGGUGCAGCAAUGAGGUGGCUGAAGAGUGUCCGCUGUUGGCCAUCCGCACUGCUCCUUGCAGGCAGAGUCGGGCUCUGGGCAGGGCCGCGCACAGCCGCGGGCAGCCCGCGAGACGCCGGCGAGCUGCAAGGCGAGCUGCAAGGCGAGCUGGACAGAUUUGGGGGCGUCUCGGUGCAUCUGGCGCGGCACCGCGCGCUGCACGGGCUGGACGCUGCUGCUUUCCGGAGGCUGUUGCAGGCUGCCGUACAACAGUGGCAGUCAGAAGGAAGGGUAGCUGCAUGGCUGCACGUCCCCAUCCUGCAAAGCCACUUCAUCGCCUCUGCUGCUUCCCUGGGCUUCCGCUUCCACCACGCAGACUCCCACUCCUCCACGCUGACGCUGUGGCUGGGAGAAGGACCCAGCAGACUGCCAGGAUAUGCUACGCACCAAGUGGGGGUUGCAGGUGCUGUAUUUGAUGAAAGCACCAGAAAAGUGCUGGUUGUACAAGAUCGAAAUAAAUUGAAAAAUAUGUGGAAGUUUCCAGGAGGCCUGUCAGAGCCUGGAGAAGAUAUUGGCGACACAGCAGUCCGAGAGGUUUUUGAAGAGACUGGUGUGAAGUCAGAAUUCAGGUCCCUGCUAAGCAUCCGGCAGCAACAUGGGAGCCCUGGAGCCUUUGGGAAGUCGGACAUGUACCUGAUCUGCCGCCUGCAGCCAUGUUCCUUCACUAUCAACUUCUGCCAGCAGGAAUGCUUGAAGUGUGAAUGGAUGGAUCUAGAAAAACUAGCCAGGAUUGAAAACACCACCCCCAUCACCAGGAGGGUGGCUUGGUUAUUGCUGUAUGGACACAGGGAAGGGUUUGACAAAAUUGACCUCAGCAUGGAGGAAUUCCCCGCAGUGUACACAGGCCUGUUCUACAAACUCUAUCACAGGGAACUGCCAGAGAGUUACAGAGACACAGCGGGAACAGAUUGAACGCAAACACCAGAGGGAACCAAAGAUGGACAUGGUCUGCGCCUGACCCCUGGCGCCAGUUCUCUCACAUACAUGAUUUCCAUGGUGGAAAUUCGUAAGUGUGCAUACUUUUAAAUCCUCCUCUCAAAUAAAGAAAAUAAAUGAAAAAGACUGUGGCUCUAGUCAUCCCUGCGUCACAACCAAAGUUUCUAAAGUGAAUCAGCUCUUAGCAGACAUCGGGAGAAACAGUAUGGCCUUCUGCCCAGGUCCUGUUUUGGAUCCGAGUUUAUACUGCCCAGUCCGCUUCAGUGCCACAUACCAACUGGAGUACUUCCGGGACCGGUGUGAACAACUGCAUGGUGACUUCCUACCUCCAACACACCAUCCCCUAGGUGUGAACAGCUGCAUGGUGACAUCCUUGCUGCAACAUACCAUCCCCUAGGUGUGAACAACUUCAUGGUGACUUCCUACCUGCAAGACACCAUCCUCUAGGUGUGAACAGCUGCAAGGUGGCAUCCUUCCAGCAAUAUACCAUCCCCUAGGUGUGAACAGCUGCAUGGUGACUUCUUUAUGAUGCUCCAUCCCUUAACAGUGAACUCCUGCUUAGUGACUCCCUUUCCAAGGAGAGGAAAGACUAACUUCAGAGUGGAGAUACUCACUCUCUCAGCCAAAUGAUGAAGUCUGUACUUCUGUGGUUGUCCGCUCAAACUUUCAGAACUCUGUCUAGCCACAAGAAAAACACCAGGAAAUCCCAAACUGGAGGAUCCUAAAAAUGACUGAAUGUCAAAAUAAUGAAAAAUAAGGAGAGUCUAAGAAAUGGUCACUGUCUAGAGGAAACUACAGAGACAGGAUGACCAAAGCUGGCCCGGAAUAGGAUCUUCAGGAGAAAAUUAAAGUGUUAUACGUCAGUAUGGACUUUAGCUCCUGGUAUCACAGGGUGACAGGCAGCCAGCCACCCUAAAUGGAGAAACACAGUGGGCUAUCUUCCUGACUUUCCUGCAAACUUAAAACUAUUAUAAAAGCAAAUUGUAUUUUUAAGAAAAAUGCAUCCUGAUGUGAUUAUUAUACAGUAUAUACCUGCACCAGACUGUCUACCCUGAGUAUGUAAAACUGCACGACAAAGACAAAACACAAGGAAUGCAAAAAGACUAGCCCUAAAACUGCUAAUGGUACCCGAAAAGAACCCCUCCAUCUGGAGGGGUGCCUUAGUGGAUAAAGUGCUUGCUAUGCAAGUAUGAGGAUGAAAGCUGAGGUACCCAGAACCCACAUAAAUGCCAGGUGGGGGAGUAGUGGCCACCUGCAAGCCCAGCACAUGGGAGAUAGACAAAGAUUCCCCAGAACAAGCUGGCUAGCCAAACUAGCCCAAAUCGCUCCAGAUUCAGCAAGAAACCUUGUGUCUUAGUUAUUGUUUCUGUUGUUGUGAUAACACACCAUGAUCAAAGGCAACUUUUGGAGGAAAGGGUUUAUUUUAGCUUACAGUUCCAUAUUACAGUCCAUCACUGAGAGAAGUCAGGAGAGGAAUCUAGAGGCAGGAGCUGAUGCAGAGGCCAUAGAGGGGUGCUGCUUACCAACUUGCCCCCUCAUGGCUUGCUCAGUCUGCUUUCUUAGAGCACUAAGGACCACCAGUCAAGAGGUAGCUGGGCUCUCCCACAUCAAUCAACAACUAAGAAAAUAUACCAUAAGCUUGUACAUGGGCUGAUCUGGUGGAGGCAUUUUCUCAGUUAAGAUUCCCUCUUCCAAAGUGACUAUAGUUUGUGUCAAGUCCACAUGAACCUGCCAGGACACCCUGCCUUGAUACAUAAGGUGGGAAGUGGUCAAGGAAGAUGACAGAUGUCAACCUUGGGCCUCUACAUGCACCUGCAUAACCUUGCACACACAACCACCACCUCCAUCACACAUACAUGUGCAGAAAAUAAUUUCUCCAGGGGCUGAAUGUAAUCUCUAGUUACAAAAUAAAAGCAACUAAUUGUUUUUUAA